Molecule: messenger RNA, 2092 nt
Organism: Mangifera indica (mango)
Lineage: Eukaryota; Viridiplantae; Streptophyta; Magnoliopsida; Sapindales; Anacardiaceae
Product: ATP-dependent 6-phosphofructokinase 6-like
Exons: 13
Coding region: 116-1714 (532 amino acids)
Biological process (GO): fructose 6-phosphate metabolic process; glycolytic process
Cellular component (GO): cytoplasm
Molecular function (GO): 6-phosphofructokinase activity; ATP binding
Source: RefSeq, a predicted model, not a curated record
UUUUCUCAAAUUUUUUUUUUUUUAGUCAACGCCCCAUCUUCACUAUUCACUCACUCUCUCAUAAAUAUGUCAUCUUUCAUUCUUACUUCCGCCACCAUCACCACCACUACUCUCCAUGGAAUACUCAAGGUCUAGUUCUCCCCCCAAGUUCAAGUGCUUCGAUCCUUCCUACGCUUACUCUGCAUCAACCGCCAAGCUCACCCGCUCCUUUAGCAAUGUCUCCCCGAGGACUUUCGCCAUGAACUCCAAUGGCGGUAUGGUGAUUUCCCAGAAUUGGGAACGUAAAAUCAUUACUGGUGACGCAGGUUAUGUUCUAGAAGAUGUUCCACACUUAACGGAUUAUGUUCUUGAUCUUCCUACAUAUCCCAAUCCAUUGCAAGACAAUCCAUAUUAUUCAGUUGUUAAGCAAUAUUUUGUUAACCCUGAUGACGCUGUUGCACAAAAAAUUGUUAUUCAUAAGGAUAGCCCAAGAGGGACACAUUUUAGGCGUGCUGGACCUCGACAGAAGGUCUAUUUCGAGUCAGAUGAAGUAUAUGCAUGUAUUGUAACAUGUGGUGGCCUUUGCCCGGGCCUGAAUACAGUGAUUAGAGAAAUAGUAUGCGGCUUAUAUCAUAUGUAUGGAGUCAACAAAGUCCUGGGAAUAGAGGGAGGAUACAGAGGUUUUUAUGCCCGGAAUACAAUUCCCUUGACACCAAAGGUUGUGAAUAACAUCCAUAAGCGCGGUGGCACAUUCCUGGGGACAUCGCGUGGGGGUCAUGAUACCGCAAAGAUUGUGGAUAGCAUUCAGGACCGAGGCAUUAAUCAGGUUUAUAUUAUUGGAGGAGAUGGAACUCAGAGAGGGGCUUCUGACAUUUUUGAGGAAAUUAGAAGGCGUGGCCUCAAAAUAGCGGUGGCUGGAAUUCCUAAGACCAUUGACAAUGACAUUCCGGUUAUAGACAAGUCCUUUGGUUUUGAUACAGCCGUUGAGGAGGCUCAACGAGCUAUCAAUGCCGCCCAUGUUGAAGCAGAAAGCAUUGAGAAUGGGAUCGGCGUUGUCAAGUUAAUGGGUCGCUACAGUGGAUUCAUUGCAAUGUAUGCAACUCUUGCUAGCCGAGACGUGGACUGCUGCUUAAUUCCGGAAUCACCAUUUUAUCUUGAAGGGCCUGGUGGACUUCUUGAAUAUGUUGAAAAAAGAUUAAAAGAACAUGGACACAUGGUCAUUGUAAUAGCUGAAGGUGCAGGACAAGAUCUUCUUUCUCAAAGUAUGCGGAACAAGGAACACCAGGAUGCUUCAGGAAACAAACUACUCCAAGAUGUUGGCUUGUGGAUAUCUCAGAAUAUAAAGGAUCACUUUGCAAAAAUGAAAAGGAUGCCUGUAAAUCUCAAAUACAUAGAUCCCACAUACAUGAUUCGCGCUAUUCCAAGCAACGCAUCUGAUAAUGUUUACUGCACACUUCUUGCUCACAGUGCCAUUCAUGGUGCCAUGGCAGGAUACACAGGCUUCACAGUCGGCCCUGUCCAUGCCAGACAUGCAUACAUUCCAUUCUAUCGGAUUAUUGAAAGGCAAAAUAAGGUGGUGAUAACUGACAGGAUGUGGGCACGGCUACUAUCUUCAACUAAUCAGCCAAGCUUCCUGGACCCUAGAGAUGUCAGUAGAAACAAAUGUGAAGAAGAUCAACAAGAACAAACACCAUUGUUAUGCGGGGAGAGCUAUAUGCUAGAAGCUGCAAACUAAACCACAGUAGCCCCUAGAUUUUGCCCUUCUUAUGGCUGCUGUUGAUUUUCUUCCUCUCCUUGUUGUACUAGUUUGACAAGUAGUAGUCUUUGCAAAGUUGCUUGCUGCUGAGUUAAAUAUGAAGUUUAUUGUAUGUAGAAGAGUAAUAAUAGAGACCCUUAAAAUCUGCAGCUGAGCUAUGACUCAAUAUUUGAAAACAUAUAGACAGAGGAAUGGUUAGAAUGGUUCUUGUUAGAGUUAGAAAAUAUGGGAAAUCGUCUUCAUGAAAUUCAAGUUUCCCAGAAGUUGAGGAUAUGAAGUGAGCCAAAUUUGCCGUCUGCUUUAUCUGUGACUGGCAAAUUAUAUGAAAAAGAUAAAUAAUAUAUUUUUCUUUUUCCA